This is a messenger RNA of Exophiala oligosperma, 898 nucleotides long. RefSeq lists its product as uncharacterized. Lineage: Eukaryota; Fungi; Ascomycota; Eurotiomycetes; Chaetothyriales; Herpotrichiellaceae. The record is from RefSeq and is a predicted model, not a curated record. Bases 194 to 763 code for a protein of 189 amino acids. The transcript has 3 exons.
GACAGAAAAGUCCUUCAGUCUCACAUCCUAAUAUUGUGCUGGCACCCUUCGCCAUCCUGUUCUUUUUCAGUCUUUUGUGACUAUCACGUUCGUUAUUUCUGCUUUGAUCUGCUCUUUUCGUCAAAGAACCAGCUACCACACUUCCUACAAAAUCAAUCUCCAAGCCUCAUCAAAAGACUUGUUCCGGACCAAAAUGCGUUUCUUCAGCGUUCUUGCCUCUUUCGGCCUCGUUGCCAUGGUCGCCGCGCAAAAUGCCACCAAUGCUACCAAUGUGACCACCACCACCGGGACGAGCCUCACCAGCGCCGCAUCUUCAACAGCAUCUCUGAGCGCUCAAGUGAGAUGCCUGCAAAAAUGUGGCUCUGCCGACGUCUGCUGCCAGGCGAAAUGUGUCAACGUACCUUGCCCUAGCCAAAACCAGGCCAACGCGACAACCGAAUGCGAAGCCAAAUGCCCACAAGGAAACGGGACCGCUUCCGAGACAGAUGCCUACGCCCAGUGCCAGGCCUCAUGUGUCAAUUCAUACUUCCUCUCGUCUACCGCUGCACCAACGGCCUCCAGCUCGGGUAGCAGUGGCGCCUCGGCCACCUUUGGAGGAAGUUCUGCCAGCGCUACGGGCUCAGGAUCCAGUGGUAGCUCAGCGUCAAACACAGCAUCCUCGGCAUCGGCGAGCUCGACUUCGGGUAACGGCGCCAACGAUCUUCGAGUCGGCACCAUCGGUCUUGGGUUCUUGGGGUUGGUGAUGGCUGGCCUUGCAUUGUAAACCAUCAAUGACAGCCACGAACAUGAUACCCAGCUCGCAUCAAUGAUUUUUGCUUCUUCGUUACGGCCUUUGCCAAUUGCGUUUUCAUUUCUUGAGCCGGUCUUCAAACGGCUUUGCCACAAUGUUGCAUGCCAG